AUGUUAAGACUAAGACCUAUAGUAGUGAAGAGACUGUUUAAUAUAUCUAGUAUACUAAAUCAAUCAUCUUGUAAAUCAGGAACUGUUUUAAAUUUAAAAAUUUAUAAUAAAGGUGAUGAACCAAUUGCAAAAGAUGAUUCAGAAUAUCCAGAUUGGUUAUGGAAUAUGUUGGAUAAAACAAAAUCAUUAAAUAAGAUAAAAGAUGAAAACUUUUUAAGAUGGAGAAGGAUAAAAUUAUCAAAAGAAAAUGGUAAGAAAAUAAGACAGAACAACUUUGUAUCAAAAAUAUAG
Insectozyma verbasci is the source of this 291-nucleotide messenger RNA. The record is from the annotation of a GenBank genome assembly. NCBI's taxonomy places the organism in Eukaryota, Fungi, Ascomycota, Pichiomycetes, Serinales, Debaryomycetaceae.